Molecule: messenger RNA, 1924 nt
Organism: Seriola dumerili (greater amberjack)
Lineage: Eukaryota; Metazoa; Chordata; Actinopteri; Carangiformes; Carangidae
Gene: spata17
Product: spermatogenesis associated 17
Exons: 10
Coding region: 22-966 (314 amino acids)
Biological process (GO): spindle organization; mitotic cell cycle; establishment of meiotic spindle localization
Cellular component (GO): spindle pole
Molecular function (GO): protein binding
Source: RefSeq, a predicted model, not a curated record
UAAACUCACGUCUGAGUAGAUAUGGCGGAGCUGCUGAAAAUAAAAAGUGAAGCUGAAGAGUUAAGAAAGGAAUACUUCUUCAGAAACAACCAAGCUGAGGAGAACAGACAGAAGGAAAACCAAGCUGCCACCCGGAUUCAAUGCUGGUUCAGAGCCUGCAAGGUGCAGGCUUACCUCAGGCAUCUGCACGAGAAGGCAAUCAUUAUACAGAAGAUAUGGCGGGGCUUCACAGCAAGGGCACGUUUCAGACAAAUGGUGAAGGCGGCAUAUUUUAUCAUGAAGAUGAAUUUCUACAACGAGAUGGCGGUCAGGAUCCAGCGAAGAUGGAGAGGAUUCUUUGUGAGGAAGUCUAUCCAUAACUUCUAUGCACGCAAGAGCUAUCUGGAAGGACUUUCCAUAAAAAAUGAACUUGUCAGGAGGGAGUUGGAUGAACUUGAGGAACUUCAGAAGAGAGAGAGAGACUGUCUGGAUAUGAUAAAAGAGCAGACAGUCAAGCUUUACCAAGCUCACAGGUUACACCACCUCCUCAGUACAAAGCAGUGCCCAGGGGUCUUCAACUCUCCAUUCAGGCCAACCCCCCAUGAGACAGAGCUGCUGCUGAGGCAGGUCAAGUACCAGGCCCCUACCAGACUGGCCCCCAGGGGCAGGGCUUGUCUCUUGGGCAUGCCUGACUCAGCCCCGAGUUUCCCUGGGAGUCUUGGAUCCCCAUGGAUCAAAACCACUAGAACCUGCCGCUCCUCCAAGCCCAUAUUGCCCCCCAUUGUCAGCAAGAAACAGCAGGGUCUGUUCAGAGAGCCAGGCGAAGUGUGGGAGCAGCGUGUACGUUGUCCUGACCUGACAUUGCAUCUGCAGAACUCUUACACACACCUGGAGGAGACCCAGAAUCAGCUACAACAGCACAAAGGAACAGGAAGUGUGUUCCACCAUGUGAGCCACAGCAGCAAUUCCUUUACACAGCUAGCCUAGGUCAAGAGCUUCAGACAGUAGAUUCCACACUGACUCCAAAGGAGCCGUUCAAGACAGCAUUCACCACCUACGUUUUUGAUAAGUUCACUUGUCUGUACUCCAAGGCAGUCAGCAUUGUGUGAUACACCUCCCCCUGGCCUGCGAAAAUGAAGAGAAGUACAAAUAAAGAAAGGUUUUCCUUAUUAUUUUGUAUUUAUUACAGUGCCUGAUGUGUUCAUGUGCACCUCAUGUAGCCUUUUUGUUAAAGAAAACAAACUUCACAGUGUUCUGCUGCCUAUUAUGUUAAUUUUAUUGUCCAGAAUGUGUGUGUUAGUCACUGAGUGGGAAUAUGCGACUCAAGCAGAUCUAACCUGGUUUCUGAGAUAUAGCAUGUGUGCCUGCAAGUAGUGAUAGUGCCAGCAAAGGAGAAAUUCUCUCAUACUAUUAUACCACUAUACCAACAGGCCUGCACAGUUAAGAAUGUAUUUCUGGGGCCACUGCAUACUGCAUAUUAACAUACACAUAUCACCAUAUCACAAUGCACAGCAUAGAAUCAGAAAUUGAAUUGCUGACAGCUUGUUGUGUCGUAGGUCACAGGUCAACACAAAGCAGUGCUGGUACUCAGAGGACACAUUUGAUGAUUUCACAGCUGUUAACUGUUGUUUGUCAAUGCAGUCACCAAAAUAGUUUAUAAACAUUUUUAAUUGCUUUAAUGAGGGGGUCUAGUAUUUUAAUGAUAGAAUAUGGGAUGCUAUUGGUUAUUGAUGCUAGAUCACGCCAUAGCUGAAAAUGAUGAUACUGUCUAUGUUACGAUUUUAUGAUGAAUCUGUUAUUAGUAAUGUACUGUUGAACUGUAGAAUAGCUACCCCGUGCUAGAUUAUAAGGAUGGCUUGGUGGGGGUCAUUUAUGACCAUAAUUAACUUUAAAAAAUGGGAUUUAGCAACAGCUUAACUGUCUAAUUACAUUGGGUAAUAUAAUA